Messenger RNA from Lacerta agilis (Sand lizard), 4387 nucleotides. RefSeq names its product secretory carrier membrane protein 1 (gene SCAMP1). Gene Ontology annotation, biological process: protein transport. Lineage: Eukaryota; Metazoa; Chordata; Lepidosauria; Squamata; Lacertidae. Gene Ontology annotation, cellular component: recycling endosome membrane; trans-Golgi network membrane. Bases 330 to 1325 code for a protein of 331 amino acids. The transcript has 10 exons. The record is from RefSeq and is a predicted model, not a curated record.
GAAGCAGCCUGUGGGGCGCUCGGUCGGAGUCGCUGUCCGCCGCCGCCAUCCGCGCAUCGCAGCGCCCGACAGACCCCCCCUCCCCUCCCCGCGCCAUGUCGGACUUCGACAGCAACCCUUUUGCGGACCCGGACCUGAACAACCCUUUCAAGUUUCUCAGUGACAGUGUGCAGCUGAAAAUUGAGCUCUCAUUUAUAUGCUCAGGAGGAGCAGCAUUCCUCAUAAAUCAGCUGUGUGACAGAUGGGGCAUCUCACAAAUCAUGUUAAUCUAGAUUUGUAAGAAGAUCAGGGUGAAAUGAGGUGACCUACAGAAUAGGAAGUAUGAAAACAUGAAUGAGUUUCUAUUUCUACAUCAAAUAAAGGAUCCUUCAGUUACACAAGUGACGAGAAAUGUUCCUCCAGGAUUAGAUGAGUAUAACCCUUUCUCAGAUUCAAGAACACCACCACCAGGAAAUGUCAAAGUUCCCAAUGUGCCCAGUACGCAGCCAGCUAUAAUGAAACCAACUGAGGAACCACCUGCUUACACACAGAUUGCAAAGGAACAUGCCUUGGCCCAGGCUGAACUCCUUAAGCGUCAAGAAGAAUUAGAAAGAAAAGCAGCUGAACUAGAUCGCAGGGAAAGAGAGAUACAGAGUCUCAACCAGCAGGGAGGAAGAAAGAACAAUUGGCCUCCACUACCUGGAAAUUUCCCAGUGGGACCCUGUUUUUACCAGGAUUUCUCUGUAGACAUUCCUGUAGAAUUCCAGAAGACAGUAAAGAUUAUGUACUACUUGUGGAUGUUUCAUGCAGUGACGCUGUUUCUUAACAUCUUUGGGUGUCUGGCCUGGUUUUGCCUACAGCCCAUUCGAGGAGUUGACUUCGGAUUGAGUAUUCUCUGGUUCUUGCUUUUUACUCCUUGUUCAUUUGUCUGCUGGUACAGACCACUUUAUGGAGCCUUCAGGAGUGACAGUUCUUUCAGAUUCUUCGUUUUCUUUUUUGUGUACAUUUGUCAAUUUGCUGUGCAUGUACUCCAGGCUGCAGGAUUCCAAGGAUGGGGCAAUUGUGGAUGGAUUUCAUCCCUCACUGGGCUCAAUCUUAGUAUUCCAGUAGGCAUUAUGAUGAUAAUCAUAGCAGCACUUUUCACAGCAUCUGCUGUCAUCUCACUAGUAAUGUUUAAAAAGGUACAUGGUCUCUACCGCACAACUGGAGCAAGUUUUGAGAAGGCCCAACAAGAAUUUGCAACAGGAGUGAUGUCCAACAAAACUGUACAAACUGCUGCAGCCAAUGCUGCAUCAACAGCAGCAACUAGUGCUGCUCAAAACGCUUUCAAGGGUAACCAAAUAUAGCGAAAAGAAAUGAAAAAAUCACUACCAUUUUCAGCUGUAUGUUCUUUUUCAGUCACUUAUAUUCCCUAAAGACUUGUGUUAAAAAUGCACACAGCAUGUAUGUCUCUUCGGCUGUGCAUGGGCUAAAACAAGAAAAGGUCCUUGUUUCAUUACUUUGUACACUUAUUUAUUCAAAGGUACUUCCUGGCUACUACUCUUAACUUAAAAUGGUUCUAUUAUUCCUCAUCUUUUUGGAGGCACGCUAUAUUUGGUGAAAAUUUAAACCAGUGAAUCUGAAAUUGAUAUGGCAACUUCUGGCGUCAACUUAAAUGAUUUUUUUUGGGGGGGCAAAGGGGGGUAGGUUCUUGUCAAUAGCUGUCCCUGGAAACUUUCAUUUUGACUUGAGACGAGCACUUUGGAUUAACUCCUUCUAUUCAUAACAACUUGCUUCCCUAUUUUCUUAAUGUAAAGAAUAGGGCAACUGAUGGUCUUGAAUAUGAAAUUUUGGCUGCUGCUUUAUAGCUUCAGCAGCUGAUGAAGGACAAAUGUAAGCUUAAAAUAAGUAUGAUAGAUAAUGUAAAUUUCUUUCUUUUUUUAGGAUAAUAGGUCUUUUGAUAAAAAUCUGAGUUUGCAUGAAACAGUUUUGACCAUGCUGAGCUAGUGUUUUGGUCCAGAAUUUGUCUCUACCACUAUGGUCACAGUAUUUGUUGGGAUCUGUUUUCAUGGCGUGUGGUCUUCUUACAGAAAUUUUGGAGCACAGGUAGUCUCACCAAAAUAUGUGAUGCAACAGGCAGUGAGAAUUGCGUUUAAUGGAAUCUGAGUGAUUAUAUAUGCUGUUUUUAAUUUCAGUAUUCAUGUCUUUGGAAAACAUACUGCUAAAGAGAACCCAUUAACCAAUAUUUAGAACACUCCCAUAGCUAGUCCUUUUUGAUCUGUGUUAAAAUGCAGUGGAAUUUUUGUUGUGCUUAAGGAGUCUGGCAUUUUUUAAAGUGUGCACUUGUGUUUAACAAUGGUACUAAAUCUUUAGCCUUGUCAAUCACUCUGUUUAUUGCUUGUACAAACAUCUGAAUAUACAGUAUCUUAUUGAAAUCUUUAAAAACAACCAUAGUCUCUAAUCAGGCAUUUUAAAAAUGGAAUUUAAUUAUGUACUUGAAUUCUUUUUAACAUACUUCAGCCUUUAUGUGUGACUUUUAAUCUGAAUAAAUGCAUUUUAUAAAAUGCUGAUUGAGGAUGAGUUUUCAGUGCAGUAAGAAUUAGCUAUGAGUGUUGCACAGAGGUUUUUUCAUUUUUAAUUCAUCUUUGUAUCCUGAGUCGUAAUCAGCUCUCAUUUUAAGGUCACCCCCCUGACAUUCUGACAUAUAUGAAUUAUUGGAUUGCAACUUGGAACAUAUCUUGGAUUAACUUUUCAAAUAGCAUUCAAUUGCUGUCAUUAAAGACUCUUAAUUCUUAGGUACUGCAUAAAGGUGUUUCAAUAUAUGUCCUAAUCUUAACAUACUCUGACCCAAUAUUUAUUUGGGAAAAGUAUUAUUCAGCUGACCCACUAUUGGAAAAAUAUUCAGCAUGGUCUAAAAGCUAUGUCUGGGGUAUAUUCAUAUAUCAAAUUACAAGCUUUACCUUAUAUGAAUAAACAGGAUUAAUUUGACAGCUUAAUCACAACAGCAAAUACUAGAAAAUAGACUACCUAGGAAAUACAUUUUGUAAACAGUUUUUUAUACCUAACACAGGGCAAGUCAUAUCAUGGAUGUUGUGAGGAAUUUGAUGUAUUUAGUCCUUGAUUAGUAAGAGAGAGUUUAGCUUUCUUUAAUGUACAUUUUAUUUUAAUCCUUCAUCCUACUUCAGUUGCCCUAUAACAUUUUUGUUGCUAAUCCUGUAACUUGUAUUUGGGGUGGGGGAUGAAUUUUAUUUACAGUUUAAAAAUCAAUAAAUUGUUCUUGAAUAUUUCUUUUCCUCAGGGGAUAAAGCAGAAUGAAACUUGAAAUAGAUAAAUGCAAGUCUGGUUUGCAUAAGUCUUGUAGCUAUUUUGGUUCAAGAAAACAAGACGACAUAUGUUGAUUUUAAUGUGUACAAUUUUACAGAUCAUCAUCUACAAAAUUCACCAUCAAGGUUAAAUCAAAAGUAGCAGAGUGAAUCUCAGAAUUCUCUCCCAACUUCUGAUUUUUAGUUUUUGGCAAAAGGCUGUUGUAUGUUAAAAUAUUUUGCACCAGGAUUAAAAUAUGUCGGUUAAAAAUUACAUACCUAUUAUUUAAGUCAUUUUGUAGUACCCAGUUGUGGCUAGAUGAAAAUACAGAGGUUCAACACUGGAAUGUCAGUACUCUUGGCUAUAGUUUUGGCAUUGGAAUAGAUUAUCUGAGGGAUAUAUGUAUAUUUUGUAAAUUCCUAACAAUGCUUUGCCAUACUGAUGAAUGUCAUGGUUCUGUACAAAUGCACACAGAUCCUCUGAUGUUGCAUGUCUGGGUAGUUCAAAGGUUCUACAUAUUUAUUGUAUUAACUCAGUGACAUAGAAUAAAAAUGUUUCCUAAUUGUUUGCUCUGUAUAGUUUUGAAACUCGAGUAGGAAAUUUUUGUAAAAGGCAAGCUAAAAUGCAAGAGGGUUAAUGUGUACAGAAUGUAUCACAUAUUUCUCCCCCACCCAGCUCUAGUCAUAUGUAGUUACACAGAGGCAGAAAUUACUUCAUUGGUUUUAUUGCAUUAUGAAUUGAUUUCAUUAUUUCAUAUGUUGUAAGUCACCUUGAUACAUUACUUAAAAACUGAUGUGUGACACUGCGUUCAAUCCAGAUUCUGGCACUACUAAUCACAUGUAACUAUGCACAGCUAGAGCUGGAUCGGGGUUUUUUUUUGUAAUCUGUAUAUAAAUUCUGUGAUCUGCUGCAGUGGGAAAAAUAUGUCGAUUACCAGAACAACAAAUUGAUACAAUUAGAACUGGGACUGGUUUAAAGAAGCACCCAGUAAUAGUUGGUGUGUUUUGGUUUUGUGAUGUAAAUUGGAAACUUUAAAGAGAAUGAUUUGUCGGUACUGACGAAAUCUAGGAGUAUUAAAUUUUGUCUGGGAACUUGUUGGAAGUAAACUGAAACCUCUGAAAACAAA